This is a messenger RNA of Mytilus californianus (California mussel), 4820 nucleotides long. RefSeq names its product serine-rich adhesin for platelets-like. The coding region runs from base 109 to 2331 and encodes 740 amino acids. Lineage: Eukaryota; Metazoa; Mollusca; Bivalvia; Mytilida; Mytilidae. The record is from RefSeq and is a predicted model, not a curated record. The transcript is spliced from 8 exons.
UUAUGGAUUUCUAAUUCAUCAAACAACCUUUAGCUUCGAAGUAACUGAAACUGAUUUGUAUACAACAUAACUUAGAUUUUUAAUGUCCAUGACAAGUCACAAGUACAGAUGGUUUAUUAUAGAAUAAAGAAAUAUCACCAAAAGAAAGAAAUAAAGGCAAUGGAAACUUACGUGGUUAUUUUCUUCUGUCUGUUUAAAUCAGUAAUCAGUCAAGAUUCAAGCUCUAUUAUGACAUCUAUGUCCGAAAGUGUGCCUUUGAUGUCAGACAGCAUCAUGCCAAUGUCCUCAUCAGCAAUGUCAUGGUCUUAUAUGAUCUCCGGUACUCUUCUAUCUGAAGAAUGUCAAUGUCCUGUAUCUGAAAUGUUUUCAACGUCAAUGACACAGCAAUUCCAAUCUGCAUCAUUUGAGACGACAUUAUUAGUUCAAUCAUCAGAUUCGUAUUCUAUGAUGUCAAUAUCAGAUUCAUAUUCCAUGGUGUCAAUAUCAGAUCAGUCACAAUCGUAUUCCAUGACAUCGAUCCUCUCAGAUCAAUCUAUGGUAUCUUCGUCUGAUUGGAUGUCACAUCAAUGUCAGUGCAGUUCAGAUACAAUAAGCAUGAUGCCUAUGUCAUCUUUAUAUACGGACUCUUCAUUUAUAAUGGAACCUUCGUCAACGAUGUCUUUGGAACCUACGUCAAUGGUGUCAAUGGAACUAUCGAUGGAACUUUCGUCAAUGAUGUCAAUGGAACAGUCGUCAAUGAUGUCAAUGGAACAGUCGUCAAUGAUGUUAAUGGAAUCGUCAUCAAUGGUGUUAAUGGAAACAUCAUCGAUGAUGUCAAUGGAACCAUCUUUGAUGUCAAUGUCAAUGGAGCCAUCAAUGAUGUCAAUGUCAAUAGAGCCAUCAUCGAUGAUGUCAGUGGGACCAUCGUUAAUGAUGUCAAUGGAACCAUCUAUGAUGUCAAUGGAUCCAUCGUCAAUGAUGUCAAUGGAACCGUCUAUGAUAUCUAUGGAGCCAUCGUCAAUGAUGUCAAUGGAACCGUCUAUGAUGUCUAUGGAGCCAUCGUCAAUGAUGGUAAUAGAACAGUCAUCAAUUAUGUCAAUGGAACCAUCAUCAAUUAUGUCAAUGGAACCGUCUAUGAUGUCAGUGGAACCAUCCUCAAUGAUGUCAGUGGAACCAUCCUCAAUGAUGUCAAUGGCAAUCGAACCAUCGUCAAUGAUAUCUAUGGAGCCAUCGUCAAUGAUGUUGAUGGAAGAGUCAUCAAUUAUGUCAGUGGAACCAUCUAUGAUGUCAAUGGAACCGUCGUCAAUGAUGUCAAUGGAACCGUCGUCCAUGAUGGCAAUGGAACCGUCGUCAAUGAUAUCAAUGGAACCGUCGUCAAUGAUGGCAAUGGAACCGUCGUCAAUGAUGUCAAUGGAACCGUCGUCAAUGAUGGCAAUGGAACCGUCAUCAAUGAUGUCGAUGGAACCGUCGUCAAUGAUGGCAAUGGAACCGUCGUCAAUGAUGGCCAAGGAACCGUCGUCAGUGAUGUCGAUGGGACCGUCGUCAAUGAUGGCAACGGAACCGUCGUCAAUGCUGUUGAUGGAACCGUCGUCAAUGAUGGGAAUGGAACCGUCAUCAAUUAUGUCGAUGGGACCGUCGUCAAUGAUGGGAUUGGAACCGUCAUCAAGGAUGUCAAUGGAACCAUCUUCAAUGAUGGCAAUGGAACCUUCGUCCAUGAUGGCAAUGGAAUCAUCCUCAAUGAUGGCAAUGGAACCGUCAUCAAUGAUGUCAAUUGAACCGUCGUCUCUAAUGUCAUCUUUUGUAAUGUAUUCGUCAGCGACAGAGAUGUUAUCAAAUUCCGUUGAAACACCACAAUCCUCUGUUAUUACGUCAGCGAUGUCAGACACACCGUUAUAUACAAGUAUGUCAAGCUCAAUAACACCAUCAUCCAGUUCAUCCAUCGUGCCAACAUCAAGCAUAACAGUAAACACUGUACAGUAUAUUGUAAACAAUUGCUAUAAUUCAUCUGGUACAUUGCAAUGUUUGAUCGACAAUUACUUACCAGCAUGCCAGCCAUCCCCAGAUGAUGUUCAGUGCGUAAUAACACAAAUAGAAGCUGCAUCGUGUGUAAAUUCGACCAUGGUUAAUGAAACUUGCAUGGAAAAUACGUAUGGAGAAUGUUUAAUAUCAAAUCAGAACACAGCCUUGGCAUGUUUGAAGAACAGUGUUGGAGCUGGUUCUUGUCUUUCUUCAAGUGAUGCUACUCAGUGUCUUAUAAACGCUUUUUCGGCAGGUAACUCAGUAUUCACAGGAGACACUCACUCUCGUCUGUUUAUCGAAGUAGUAUGUGUACUGAUAGUAAUCUCUAUAUAAAAACUGUGGAUAACUGGUUUUCUAUAAGUAAUAAUCAAAAUGAGAUCGAAUAUUCAAACAUCAUCGAAAACUACAGCACUUGCAAUAAACUGUUGCCUUCAUUGUUAAAAUCUAGAAAAGGACCGUCCAUGUCAUUUUGACUGUGAUAUAAACUGAAAUGAUCACCUUAUUGUUAUUUUUAUAUAAUCGUUGACUUUCUUUUUUUCGCUCCCCUUGAUAAUAUGCUCAUGAUGAGUUAUUAUCAUCACUUUGCGUACGUAGUUUACAAACAUUUUAAGCUUCGUCUGAAACUCUGAGCCAAAUUUUGAUUUUUUUUUGUUGCUAAUUAGUUGGCAAGUAUGGCAGCUAUUUUGUUGGGUUGAUUACUAAUGAAAGCCUGCGAAAAUAACAUUUUGUUUUUUUUUCUCUCUCAGAAAUCAUGCAGGUGACCAAUCUUAGGAUCAGUAUAAUAUCUCCAGGUAUAAUGUACUAAUCAUAUUUUCAUAAAAGAAGGUCACAUGAGGCCUUACUUGAUCCUCAUUUCUCAAUUUUCAAAUCUCCUCUGAAGUACAAAGUUAAUUAAUCUUCUAUACUUGUCCAGUCGUUUUAUACUUUCUAUCUUAAAAAAAUCAAAUCAUCAGAAUCAAUAAAAAAAAUCCAUGGUCAUCAAUGGGAAUUCUUGAUGAAGAUGUGUCUGCUAUGUAUCAAUACUCAUUAUAUGCAACAAAAUAAAUGUCAAAUUAAUAAUCAAAAGCUAAUGAUACAACUAAACUGGAAAAAAAACAACUGUCAGGGGAGAUCAUCUGAAAUUAAACUAAAUCUUGUAAUAAGUAGUAAUAAGAUGGCUUUAAUAUAAAUGGAACAAAAAUAUGUGCUAUGUUGGAAGAAAAAUAAUAAAUCAUUAUAAGUUUAACUACAAUGUAAAGUAAAUAAAUUAAUCAAAAUAUAGCUGAAAAAAGAACACUGAUCAAAUUAGCAAAUCUUUAAUUUCAUAUUGAAACCAAAGUAAACCCUUCAAAAUUGAUAGGAAAAAUAAUUUAGAGAGAUUGGCAUAUAUGGCUAUGCUUAUUUGAAUCACUAUAUAAAGUUUUUUUAAUUCCACUUUCAUUCUGCCACUAAAGGUUAAGUAAGCAACAAUAAACAAUCAAUCUGUCAUCUUUCAUUCCGAUCAGAUGGAAAACAGAACUAUUUCUGGUGGGCUUAAAAUAGAAGGAAAAUUUUCUUGCAAAACCUGUCAAACUUGAGAAUUUAAUAAGGUUGCAAUGUAAUCAUUGUUGACAUUGAAUGUAGACAGGUGAGGGUAACAUGCUUUCUUACUUCUUAUAUUUUUUGUACAUAAUGUUAAUAAUGACGAAAAGGCUCAACAAGAACCUUGAAACUUUAUUUUAUUUGUAUUUGUAUCGAUGAAUGAUAAGAAGUGAAAUUAGAGGUGAUAAAAGACUGAAAAGAUGGAAAGUUCCAUACUAAUUGUGGAUAUUCCUUUUCGAAAGUAAACAACUGAAUAUAUGCGAUUGUUAGUAAGUAUUAUGACGUUGUUAAAACGAAAUUGAAUGGUAAGAGUAAAAUUUGAAAAAAAAUAUAGCAUAGCAAAAGGAAUGUUAUGCCGUACGACAAUACAUAUUAACAUUUUCUAUAUUUGCACUGCGUAUUGCAAUUGGAUGGAGACAUCUUGAAACUUUCACGAACAUCGUAUAUUGUAUUUCUCGAAAUUUUGAGAUAAUAAUUACAAUGUAGAACAAUAUUUUGGAACCAAUUAUUGAUAUUGUGGUAAUUCUAUAUAUUUAAAGAAGAAUUAAUUUAUAAAAAAUCAAGAUACUGUUGUGAUAUUAGAUUUAGAUAGCGUAUUUUUUAAACUUUAUUUUUUUUGUAGCUCUUACAUUCCAUUGUAAUUUUAUCUAUCUCUUCUAUUUAUACAAAUAUAAGGAAAAUUUUAUUUAUUUAUUUUAAAAUAUUCAUUUACUGAAUCGUUUGCUUAUUUAUGUCAUUCAUUUUUAAAUUGUUAUAUACCUUACACCAGAUCGUAUGCUUCCUUUGGUAUAUAACUUACAAGAUCUUUCUUAGACCCUUAAAACAAGAUUGGGAUUAAAUGAUUCUCUAGUAUUGUCGACAAUGUAUUUCAUUUCUUUAGGCUUAAUGUAAAAAUCCACAUAUUUUUUUUCUUGGGGUAAAUGUCAUUUGUUCAUAUGCUAUAUGUAUUUCUCAGAAAACUGGAUCAUUUGUUACCAGUUCUGCGAGCUCAAAUAUUUACUAAUAAAUAUGACAAUUCUGACGCGAGUUCGACCCAAACAAUGAACACUUAACAGUUCUAACUGUAUUUUAUAGAGUAGUAAUCGACAACAACAGCCUCAUCAAGAAUCAAAGUGUUUAUAAUUAAAAAAAAUUGAUGGUAAAUGAUAAUCAGAAGCAUCAAGAAUAUAAGUACAUGUUAUGUAAUAUAUUGAGCAUGAAUUGUGCUGGGGGAAAACUGUGAUAUAAAUGUUGUUUAUUUUUAAAUAAAAUAUUUCACUUAG